AUGGAAGAGGGUAAAAGGCACUACGAAGAGGCACCCUACAAUGAUGCUACUACUUGCAAUCUCUACAGAACCACGAGUGAUCCAAUCCUAAGAUUGAGAGAUUAUAGGCAGAGUGGCAAACAUCAAUAUCCCACAAAGAAGUUGAUGACACCCAAUAUCCCACAACUGGAGAGGUUACUAAUGCUCCAAAGGAAGAACCCCGGGCCCUACUUACGGUAUUGCGCCUCCAGACAUGUUUCAAUUGAAGAGAAAAAAUCGGGGUGGGGGGAAAAUGCUCCCCUUUUUAUACUUGUGGGCCAUGCAAUCCACAUGACUAUCGAUAUGACUGCCUCUGGGUGGGUGAGUGUGUUUGCGCAGCAAAAAGAUCGCUCUAAAAACAAAAAGUGUUACACAAAACUACUCUUUUUCCUGUAA
Molecule: messenger RNA, 414 nt
Organism: Mucor mucedo
Lineage: Eukaryota; Fungi; Mucoromycota; Mucoromycetes; Mucorales; Mucoraceae
Exons: 1
Coding region: 1-414 (137 amino acids)
Source: RefSeq, a predicted model, not a curated record